AUUUUUAUUCUAUGAUUGUCUCAAUAGUGCUUUAUUUUGCUCUCGAAUAAAACCGAUCGUAAAUUGUUGAAUGUUGAGUCUGGAAGGCGUAAAAGCGCAAUUUUUUCUGCCCGAAAGGUGGUUUAAACUGUUUGGCACCCGAAUAUGGCGAUAAUCGCGUGUACAUCAGCUGCGGAGUGUAAAUAAAAUAACUUUAAACUUUAUUCGUACCCAACCGAGUCUGUUUUUUUUUUUUUUGUAAAUAAAAUGCUCUUCCCGUUGUGAUUUGCCGUCGAUUCAUUUCUUGUCGAACAAUGUGGAAGUGCCACAAGUGCCAGAAACCGGUGUACUUCGCGGAAAGGAAGCAUUCGCUCGGAUACAAUUGGCAUCCGGAAUGUUUAAGAUGCGAGGAGUGCGGCAAAAGGCUGAACCCCGGCCAGCACGCGGAGCACAAAGGAGUACCCUAUUGCCACGUCCCUUGUUACGGCGCGUUGUUUGGGCCCCAGCUAUUCGGACACGGCACUCGGGUGGAGUCCCACAAGAAUUUCGGGCAACACAAAGAUGCUUCCAAUAUUAACAAUAAACCUUUCCUUCCCAGGUCCACGUUGGAGUCAAAAAUUAAGGUGUACAACCAGUUCUUCGAGGGCAAAAGCGGCGAAAUACGCAGCAGGGAGGUGAACGGCCGCUAUAUCCUGGAAGGUUCCCUCAGGAUCCAUUGGGGCAUCCAGGGUGUGAUCCACCUCAAGGAGAACGACGACCAGAGAACGGUGGUGACGGUGAGGAAAAGGAACUCGUUCCGAAUGUCCAGUCCAGAAUACGACACGGACGACGAUAUCCGAAGCAUAUCGCGGGACACCAGCUUCAGCGACCUUUCCAGCUCUUCGACGGACGCCGCUUUGGACGUCAGCAAGUCGGACACAGGCAUAGAGAGCGGUACCGACUCUCUAGACUCGAACUUGAGCAACCCGCCCUCGCCUCACAAAGAGUCGCCCAAGAGUGUCACUUUGCCGUCCAAAUUGGACGUGAAAAAUAUGGAAUGGGACGAGCUGGACGAUCUGUUGCAAGUGGAACGGAAAGUGGAGGAAACCGAUAAGCUGUAUCGGACGAUGCCUGCGCCCCUACCUUCCCGGCUUAGCAGUGACAGCAGCACCGAAUCCGCCAGCUUCACCGUACCUUCGGACGAAUCUGUCACCCUUGGGGCGGCCCUUCGCUCUGACACCUUGACCAACGGCCUCAGUGACGAUAAGGUACCUCUGCUGGGCGACUCUUUCGCCAAGGACGACAGUUGGACGCUGACCAGCAACCACCUGAACCGGUCCAUGUCCGGUCCCGACUGUUUGGGUCGGGUCCGCGACGCCCACUCUCCCGAAUUGGACGCCAGCGUCGCGGCGUCCUCCGACUUGGACGACGAGGUGGUGCUGCGCAGGCCGCAGAAAAGCGGCUCGACCGCCAUACGGCGCAGACCCGGCAAAAGGCUGUCGAGGAGUAAGGUGAAGCGAAGGUGCUCGAUUAACGGCCACUUCUACGAUCGCGAGACGAGCUUCUUCACGCCCCCCUACGGCAGCCAGAUGAGCGUGUGGGUCACGUCGCUCGUCAACACCCAGGAAGUGAUCAAACUGAUAUUGGAGAAGUACAAGGUGGAAAGCGACCCGAACCAUUUCGCGUUGUUUAUCGUGCGAGACAAUGGGGAGCAGCGACGCCUGAAGGAGGACGAGUACCCGUUGUUGGCGAGGGUGCUGCUCGGGCCCCACGAGGACGUCGCCAAGUUGUUCCUGAUGGACGGCCACAACACGCCGGAGGUCAGCAGCGAGGUCGCGCAGUUCCUUAACCUGUCUUUAGUCGAGUGCCGCGCCAUUUUGAACCAGUACUACAGCCAGGAGGACCGGGAGGUGGCCAGGAUCAGAGAGAAGUUCCGGGAAAUGAGGAGGAGGAUCGUCCAUCGUCUGCAGGCGGGGGCGUGAGCAGGGUAGGAUUUAGUUGCCCUAUUUGUAAGUUUCCAGUAUCUUUUUAACGGUAUUUUUAUACGCAUACCCUAUACCUAUUAACAUUUUUUUCUUAUAUUUAUAUUAGAAAAUUAUACCAGUUUUUAAUGUUUUUUGUAUGAAGCACGAGUACGAAAUAAACGCCUUGAAAUGAA
Cylas formicarius (sweet potato weevil) is the source of this 2116-nucleotide messenger RNA. RefSeq lists its product as uncharacterized. Bases 294 to 1940 code for a protein of 548 amino acids. NCBI's taxonomy places the organism in Eukaryota, Metazoa, Arthropoda, Insecta, Coleoptera, Brentidae. The transcript has 7 exons. Gene Ontology annotation, biological process: signal transduction. The record is from RefSeq and is a predicted model, not a curated record.